AUGGCAAGAAUACAAUUGCAAGUUCAACAUAUGAUAUUCAUUCUUCUAUUGUUAUGGCACAUAACAACUACUAGUACUUCACCGACCUCAUCAAAAUUUGCAGCACCGCCGAUAGCAAAGCCUAAUUGCAGAACGCACUGUGGAAAUGUUAGCAUCCCAUACCCUUUUGGGAUUGGACCAAAUAAAGAUUGUUACUAUGAUGAAUGGUUUCAACUAGAAUGCAACAAAUCUACUGGGGACAAGCCAUUCCUGAGGCUGGCCCAGCUGGAGGUGCUGAGCAUUUCUAUCGAAGGCAUGCUUCAGUUUAAGUACCCUGUUACUUUCUUCAGCUGCAAGGGAAAGGAAACUCGCCAAGCUCCAAAUUUGACUGGAAGCCCCUUCCUAUACUCGGUGACGCACAAUAUUUUCACAGCUGUGACUUGCGGUCACCUUGCCACUGUGAGAUCAGAAAAGCAUGUUUUUCACGGAUGCGAAUCAACUUGUGAUUGGAGUACAAACAACACUAAUCUCUGUGAUAUCGAAAUAAACUGUUGCCAGACUAACAUUCCUCCAAAUCUCAGUGUUUUCACUACUGAAAUACAAGGAAAAUAUCAAAAUGGCGGUUGCGGCUAUGCAUUUGUUGUUGACCAAGAUUGGUUUGUGAACAAUUUAUCAAGUUAUAGAGCUAUCCAGGGCAUGGACAGCGUACCUGUGGUGCUAGACUGGAAGAUCAGCUUAGACAAUACUUCACUCAGAUCCUUUAAAGGAUUUAUUGGAACAGAGCCAGAUUAUUAUGAUUUUGAACGGAACUAUAUUAUUGACUCAACACCCUAUUGUGAAAUAUACAAUGCCACUACUUCUUCCACAUACAAUAAGUCAAGCCUUCACUGUUCCUGUCCGGCGGGCUUUGAAGGAAAUCCUUAUCUUCUCCACCCUUGUCAAGAUAUUGAUGAAUGCAAGGACCUUAAUCAGUGUACCGAUCUGCUAGCUUUAAGGGAAUUCGGAGGCAGUUCUAUAUGUGAGAAUUUCGUUGGUGGCUAUAAAUGCUACUCAAAUGUAACUAGAAGUACAUGUGUGUAUUAUGGUGUAGCUAAUUGGGAAUGCUACUUGGAUCCUAUGACAUCUCGGUCCCAUCGAAUCAGAACCAUUCUUUUAGGUCUUUUCAUGGGUCCUGGACUAUUGUUACUACUCGUUGGGGCAUGGCAUGCAUACAAAGUCAUAAAGAAAAGGAAAAACAUCAAACUCAAGGAAAGGUUUUUCAAACGAAACGGUGGUUUAUUGUUACAACAACAAUUAUCAUCAGGUGAAAUCAAUGUUGAGAAAAUCAAGUUGUUCAAAUCAGAGGAGUUGGAGAAGUCCACUGACAAAUACAACAUUGAUAGAAUUCUUGGUCAGGGAGGCCAAGGUACCGUCUACAAAGGCAUGUUUGCAGAUGGAAGAAUCAUUGCGGUAAAGAAGUCUAAGAUAUUGAAUGAAGGCCAACUUUCAGAAUUCAUUAAUGAGGUUGUAAUUCUUUCACAAAUCAAUCACAGAAAUGUGGUCCAAUUAUUAGGUUGUUGUUUAGAGACUGAAGUUCCACUCUUGGUUUACGAAUUCAUACCAAAUGGAACCCUUUCCCACUAUAUUCAUGAGCAGAAUGAAGACUUUCCACUUACAUGGAAACUGCGGUUACGAAUUGCCACAGAAAUUGCAGGAGCUCUAUCUUACUUGCAUGGUGCAGCUUCCUUUCCUGUUUAUCACAGAGACAUCAAGUCUACCAACAUACUCUUAGAUGAGAAAUACAGAGCAAAAGUUGCUGACUUUGGCACUUCAAGAUCAAUUGUGAUUGGCCAGACUCACUUGACCACAGUUGUACAUGGCACAUUUGGUUACUUGGACCCGGAAUACUUCCAAUCAAGCCAAUUUACAGAGAAAAGUGCCGUCUAUAGUUUCGGAGUUGUCCUUGUUGAGCUCUUGACUGGUCUACAACCAGUUUCUGCAGUAACAGGGUCACAAGGAAAUGAAUACAAAAGUCUUGCCACUUAUUUCAUUACUUCGAUGCAGGAAGAUCGUCUAUUUGGCAUUCUUGAUGCUGGGGUUGUGAUGGAGGGCUCCCAAACAGAUAUCAUAACUUUUGCUAACCUUGCAAUGAGAUGCUUGAAUUUGAAUGGAAGGAAUCGCCCCACAAUGAGAGAGGUCGUGACGGAGUUGGAGGCCAUUCAAAUGUUGAUUGAAAACACUGGUACUGUUCCAGAGAGUUACAACGGGGUUGAAUCUGCUGUAAGUGACAUAAAUGAGCACUGGGAUGCUGUUUCAAGUUCAACAGAGUAA
Prunus armeniaca (apricot) is the source of this 2289-nucleotide messenger RNA. NCBI's taxonomy places the organism in Eukaryota, Viridiplantae, Streptophyta, Magnoliopsida, Rosales, Rosaceae. The record is from the annotation of a GenBank genome assembly.